UAGCUGCAAUAGGCUUGUCACCGCCUCUCUGUCUAGCGACACGCCGGAGGGAUCUUCAAAGCAAGUGUCAGAAAUAAGAACAUGUAUGAAAACAUUCCACUGAACAUGCAUCCGUCGCUUAAUGCGCAUGUAUGAGCACGCAUGCAACGGAACGGAUAAAUUUCAAAGCGAGAGCAUUAUUCUUCAGUUCGUUUUAUGGCUGUUGGACUUGGAGGAUGGCCGCUAUCGCCCCAGCUGCAGCUAUUGUCCUAGCUACACACGUCUUUCUCCUACAGACAAUCCACUCACAGCCUGCAGACCGCAUAAAUGCGGUCUCGUCCGUCGGCGAGUUCGAUCUCGACAAAUUCGUGCUGGAGCCCGAAAACCUCGGAGCAACCGACGGAGAUACCCCCGGCAGAAACCACCCCGAAAAAACGGAUGCACAUGCAUAUUUAAACGACGAAAAAGAACCCGUGCGGCAUGCCUACCAUUCAAGCACGGAGCCAGUCGCACCGAAGGGAUCAACGCCCAGACGACGUGAAGAUGACGUCGCGUCCGUCAACAAUUCAGACGAGUCGGCCAUGAAUUUAGACGAUGGCGAGAGAGGCGAAACUCUGCGGAGACGAAUGCUCUUCUCUGAUGACGGAGGUGAUAGCCGAAGCCAAUGGCAGUCCAGGUUGCUCACCUGGGGCACCAGCCCCAAGAAAAGGAGGAAGCACCGAUUUUCCUGGCCCCUCGUUUUCUCGCAAUUUGAAGAUUGAGUUGAUUUAUGCAUCUCCUUACAUUCUCAUUCAUCCUAACUAUUAAACUAUUGAUCUAUCAGUUAAUCAGAGAAAAAUGCGCAAUGUACCACUAGACAAGGUACGAAUUUAAGCAUUCUGAUACAUGUUUCCUAACCAGAAUUUUACGUAGAGCACGAUUCUUUCAUCGAAUAUUACAGAAAUCUAACUAAGAUAUCAAUGUUCUAAUUUUACAUCGGUUACCCCUCGUUGCCCAGUCACAAGGAACACAAUACUCUACGUGAGUCAAAUCGCGCACUACAACGGUUUCGGCAGGCUUCUCAAUCAAACAUUGUUCAUUUCCCAUCCUUUAUUGUUUGAAGUGUAAACAAUUUGCUAUGGCUGAGCCGUAGCGUCAUGAUUGAGAUCGCCAUAUUUUCGUAUCGCAAAGACUGCUACGGUACCGUUUAGUUCACGUAGACCAUUGUGUUUUCAUGAGCGGGAGGUCUGAAUUUACGGCUUUAAAGAACAUUGAGUAUCUUGGUUAGGAGUCUUCUUCUUCUUCUCUCCUUCCACUACUGACGCAUAGCCCUGUGUGGCAGUUCAUCCAGUAUCGAGCACAAUAAAUUAUAUAAAUAUUAAAAAUCUAAAAAUCACUAAAAAUAAAGGGCUCGUCAAAUCUAUUAAAACAGCAUAAAAUCUUCAAUCAUCAUCAGAGUUAGGAGUCACUUUCAGUAAUUUUCGUCGCACGAAUCGUGUUCUGUGUUAAAUUUUGGUCAAGAAACUUGUAUCAGAAUGCUUAACUGCGUACCUUGUCUAGCGGUCUAUUUAUUUUAUAUUUUCAUUUACAGAAAAUGUGUCAGUUUAUCUGAGAAGAGGAGUAAGCAGCGAUUUCCGUGGCUUCUCAUUUUCUCGGAAUUUUAAGAUAAAGUUUAUAUAUGUUAAUUUAAGUGUUUUAAUAAUAUAUUAUCAUAAUAAAAGAU
Bemisia tabaci is the source of this 1681-nucleotide messenger RNA. RefSeq lists its product as uncharacterized. The record is from RefSeq and is a predicted model, not a curated record. Lineage: Eukaryota; Metazoa; Arthropoda; Insecta; Hemiptera; Aleyrodidae.